AUGACUAAAGAAUAUGAACCUUCUACUUAUGAUCAUCACGAAUUGAAUUAUAAUCAAAUUGCUUUGGGUUGUUUUGCAAUUUGUCAACUAAAAGGAGCCAUUUUCUCCGUUUUUGUUAUUGCUAUUACAACUGCUGAAGUUGCUAGUGGACUCGCUUUUGUUUCAUCAAUUUAUCCAUGUCUACCACGUAAGGUUUUUCUGGUCCAAGUGUAUCUUUUCUUUACCGCAAAAAAAUUUCCUUGAUUAACAAUAAUUGUAGUUUUACCAAUAUUUGCAUGUUCCUUUAUUUUAUUUCUUCUACAUAAAGGAAAUAGGGUCAUUAGGUGGUAUACUAUAUGUAUAUGCAUGUUAGAACUUCUUCUAACAAACUAUGCAUUCUGUUAUAAUUUUCAACCGGACAAUCCAUUAAUCCAACUAGUAGAGGAUUAUAAAUGUAUCAAUUUUUCUGAUUUCCGUUGGAUAUUAGGAAUAGAUGGACUGUCUAUAGGACCCAUUUUAUUAGCAGGAUUUAUCACUACUCUCGCUACUUUAGUAGUCUGGCCUAUUAAUCGGGAUUCUCGAUUAUUCCAUUUUUUUAUGUUAGCAAUGUACAAUGGUCAAAUAUGAUCAUGUCUUCUCAUAUCCUUUUAUGUUUUCAUCAUGUGGAAAUUAUAAUUAAUGGUUUAUCUACUUCUAUCCAUGUAGGGAGGAAUGAAACGUCUUUACUCAGCCACACAAUUUAUUUUGUACAUGACGAGAGGUUCCAUUUUUCUCUUAAUGGGAGUUAUGGGUGUUGGUUUAUAAGGUUCUAAUGAAGCAACACUAUAUUUUGAAACAUUAGUGACUCAGUCAUAUCCUGUCGCUUUGGAAAUAAUAAUCUAUAUUGGAUCUUUUAAUGUUUUUGCUAUCAAAUUACCGAUUUGCCUACAUACAUGGUUACCAGAUAUCCACAUAGAUGCACAUUACAGUACAUGUAUGCUUCUAAAAAUGGGAGCGUAUGGAUUGAUCUGGAUUAAUAUGGAAUUAUUACGACACGCUCAUUCUAUAUUUUCUCCUUGGUUGAUGAUAGUAGGUACAAUACAAAUCAUCUAUGCAACUUCAUCAUCUCCCGACCAACGCAAUUUAAAAAAAAAAAAAAGAAUAGCCUAGUCCUCAGUAUCUCAUAUGGGUUUAAUACUUAUAUGAAUUGCUUCUAUAAUCGAUACGGGACGCAAUGGAGCUAUUUUACAAAUAAUAUAUCAUGGGUUUAUUGGUGCUGCACUUUUUUUGUUGGUAGGAACGAGUUAUGAUAGAAUAUGUCUUGUUUAA
Molecule: messenger RNA, 1287 nt
Organism: Lactuca sativa (garden lettuce)
Lineage: Eukaryota; Viridiplantae; Streptophyta; Magnoliopsida; Asterales; Asteraceae
Product: NAD(P)H-quinone oxidoreductase chain 4, chloroplastic
Biological process (GO): aerobic respiration; ATP synthesis coupled electron transport; electron transport coupled proton transport
Cellular component (GO): chloroplast
Molecular function (GO): NADH dehydrogenase activity; ubiquinone binding; NADH dehydrogenase (ubiquinone) activity
Source: RefSeq, a predicted model, not a curated record